Messenger RNA from Fibroporia radiculosa, 954 nucleotides. RefSeq lists its product as uncharacterized. The record is from RefSeq and is a predicted model, not a curated record. The transcript is spliced from 2 exons. The coding region runs from base 1 to 954 and encodes 317 amino acids. Gene Ontology annotation, biological process: fatty acid elongation. Gene Ontology annotation, cellular component: endoplasmic reticulum. Lineage: Eukaryota; Fungi; Basidiomycota; Agaricomycetes; Polyporales; Fibroporiaceae.
AUGAGUAUAACCUGGAUUGUUAACGUCGCCGCCACAGCCGGCGUUCUCCUGUCAGCUCCCUUGGUUUAUCGCUUCGCUCAGUUCUGCUGGCUUUAUUUCGUCCGCCCAUCGUCGAUACAUCGAUAUCUUCACGGUCCCUCUCCAUAUGCUCUUGUCACUGGGGCCUCAGAUGGUAUUGGUAAAGCUAUUGCCCAAGAGUUAUACAGUCAGGGGUUCAACCUACUUUUGCACGGUCGCAGUGAGCAAAAGCUGCACAAAGUAGUAGACGAAAUAAUUUCCCAGUGCCCUCAAGGUCGACAAGAUGUCCGCUUUUUUCUGGCAGAUGUCGCGGUCGAAGAGCACAAAUUUGCGGAGUUGUUAGAGCCGCAUAAGCACCUGAACAUCACCGUCGUCAUUCAUAACGUUGGUGGCUCGAUCUUUAGGCCGGAAAGGAUCGACGGAUUCGGCGAGGACGAAUUGAUCAACGUCAUUUACCGAAACGCCGUAUUCCCGCUUCUUCUUACCCGCGCACUUCUAAAUCAGCUUCGAGGGUCAGCUAAACAUGGCCCCAUUAUGGUUCAGUUCAUCGGUUCGCGCGCAGCCGAUAUGUCCGCACCAUUUUUUGCUCUCUAUUCUGCGGCAAAGAGGUCCCUGCAGGCAUUGGCAAUGGGAUUAGAUGCUGACGAACGCGUGUAUGAUGGCCCCAGCCAUGUACGAUUCGUCUACCUAGACGUAGGCGUCGUGCAAUCUAACACCAUGCGCGUUCCGAACUCGCUGUUCUCCCCCAGUGCAAAAAGGUUCGCGCGCGCACUAGUGAACAAGGUUGGGUAUGAGGGAAGGAGGUAUGCCCCUUGGAUGCCACACGCAGCCAUGCAGUGGGUGGCGGAGAUUGGAGGAGAGAGGGCAACAACUCGGAUAUAUGGGACGGAUGCGAUCCUGAGCCAUUUGUCUGCGCGGGAUAAAAAGCUAUCCUGA